This is a messenger RNA of Dermacentor andersoni, 2640 nucleotides long. RefSeq lists its product as uncharacterized. Lineage: Eukaryota; Metazoa; Arthropoda; Arachnida; Ixodida; Ixodidae. The record is from RefSeq and is a predicted model, not a curated record.
GCACGGUAGUCAGCGAUUGGCACAUAUGCCUGCGCGUCCGACCGGUGAAAGGGUAUGUAAGCACUGGGAAUAGAUGCAGACUGGCUCAUUGCUUGAACGCCCUUCGACGGCCACCGCUACAUCCCGCCAUGGGCCACAGGGUCCCCACCAGUCUGAAAGGGUUGGGUCCUGAUGACAUCAACCUACGUUUCCCGGGAUUAGGCCUCGACAUUCCUUGCACGGCAGAAGGCGGCGGCGUCGACAGUGACGGCAUUCCAAUGUCUUGCUGUCACAUUCUCGAACGGCUGUCCGCAUGGAAUCGAUUCCUCUGGCACGUCGGCUUGCAGCUGCGUGAACUCGCCGCACCCGGAAAGCUGUCCCUUGUGCGGAUCGUCCACAGGGGCAGCUGCGGCCUCAAGCAAGAAGUGCGCAGUCACGACUCUCUGCUUCUCUUCCACCUGCUCUUGGUGCGGCACUGUUGCGUCGUGAGCGCUCACCUCGACGAAGUCGUCUGCGAAGGAAGUGGGCUCGGCGAGUACCGAGAGCGCGUCGUCUCGGCGCUUCAGAACAACACCAGUCUGAGAGUGUUGACCCUCGGCAGCCUAUUUUGCGACUACAGGUUCAUUCGAGAGGACAUGUUCAGGGCGAUAUCAACGAUGACGAACCUGCGAGAACUGGUCAUCUGGGGCACCGGCGCAGUGCCCUCGGGCCUGCUGGACGCGAUCUGUGCGCUCCUGGACAACACGAAAUGUCUGGCCACUCUCUCGAUGUCGGGUCUCUUUUUCGACGAGGGAAACAGGCAUCGCCUCCUCGCCGCCCUUCGGCAUAACGACACAAUCGCGAACCUGUCUUUGCACGGCAGCGUUCUUGAUUCUCAGAUAUCGAACGGAGUGCCCAUAUUCUCCCGUUUUCUGACCACCAGUAUUCGCCUGUGCUCUCUGAGCCUGCACGUUGGGCGUUCGGAUUCGGCAAACACGUACAGCGAUCUAGCGUGCAUGACAUCAGCGCUCGUCGUUUGCGGAACGCUCUCGAGGCUGAAACUUUCCGGCUUCUUUCUAAACGCCUACUACGCGGGCCUACUUGCUAGUCUCGUGUCGCGGGAGGGUGGGCUGCUCAAACACCUCGACAUUAGCGGCUGCCACUGGAGAGCGUCGUCGUGGCCUCACGACGACGCUCGACUAAAAGACUUGGACCAAUCAGGUCCCGCCUUCUGCAAACCUAUCUGUCCCUGGCUUCAGAGGUUCGACAAUACGUGGGUGAAACUCUCGUAUCUCGCGCUCAGAUUCGCGGGACUCAAGCCAGAUGUCCUAGGAGCUCUCUUGAACACCGCCGCCACCGUCAAAUCUCUCGACACCAUCUCUGUCAGUGACGUGGCGCUGUCGCAACUGAAGGAAGUCUGCCAAGUCAUACGGGAGACCGGAAUGAGUGACCGAGUCCGUAUAGAAGGCGAAUACCUUGUCGACGAGGUGGCACUAGAUAUGCUCCAAGAGUUUCCAGAACGACUGCGGCACGUGGCCGUCAGUUCGCUCCGGGAGCCGAGACUGGAGGUGUUUCGAAACACUGUUCAGAUGGCGUGCUCCUGGUACCAGCUGAAUGCACUCUGUCUGCUCCUGACGCAGGCUGUUCUAAGCGACGACGCCGCUGUGCGCUUGUUGAGCAACUGCUUGCGCACUGCUACCGGCCUAAGGGAGCUCAAGUUGAGGGGUUGUUACAAGCCAGACCUCAGCCCCUGUCUUCGGGCAGAAGACAGUUCUCACUGCGUGCUUCUCGAGGCUAUCUUCGCAAACCCGGGCGUACGAGAGCUGCGAAUGACCGGGUUUCGUCUAGGCCGGGGCAACUUGUGGUUCCUGGCCGACCAGGUGAUCGCCAGCGCGACGCUGUGCGAAGUAUCCUUUGCAUCCUGGGAGAUUUUUGAAAACGAAAGGUUUGUUCAGUUCCUCGCUGCAGAUUUCCGCGAGAACAAGACGAUCGUACGCUUGGAAGUCUUGGAAUCUGUUGACAGAGAAGCGCAAGAUGAGAGGUUUGUCCUCGAAGAUCUCAUCGGCCGCAACAUAGGCUACCUCACGUGCGCGGCCCACUUCGUAGUCCACGAUCGCUCCUUGCCGCGCUGCGCAAAAGCCUACGAGACCGUCCACCAUAGCCCAGCCCUGAACGAGAAAAUUCAGGAGCUCUCGUCCUUGAAAGAGGCGUCGCGAAACGAUGGAAGGAAAUUUUGGGAUGACGUGAUUUUAUAGCAAGUGUCGCGAGUAGUAUCUGACAAAGAGGGCAGCGGUGUUCUCUGCUACUAUUAUUCAGUCAUUCGGUUAUUGAAUCAUUUACCAUUUCGUUGUCCUGUUCGCUGUUUACGUGUGCACGUCCUUAUGUCUAUUGACGCUAUCCUUCAGUGAGUGGUAGGUUGAGUUUUCAGCGCUCUGGCAUCAAACAAUUAAAACGUAUCUACUCUUACAUUCCAUUAACCUGCUUUACUACGAAGAAUGGUGUCACGAGUUCGCCACAUGUUGUGUUUUAGCCUCGUAGGCGUCUGUGUUAUUAGCAGUGUUACCGAUGUUCAUCGGUAUAUUACGGGUUUGCCUGCUCUAUACUCCACACCAGAUUUUAGCUUCGACAUUGCCUCAGAUGUUCAGAAAUCUUUGAAAUAAAUGCACUGAGUGCUUACAUUUA